AUGGUUAAAAGUCCUCACAAAAGUUUGGACAACCGAUAUCUUAAUCACCAUUCGCCAAUAUGCUUCCCUGAUGCAAAAUUUUUCAUGGACAGGUUGCGACACUUAGCAGUUUAUGCAAACAGGGGCUUCGCGAGGAUAAAAGGAACUGGAUGGGGGUGGGCCGGUGUCAUCUGGCUUUACAGCUUGGUGACAUAUGUUCCGCUUGAUAUUCUUAAGUUUGUGAUCCGCUACAUUCUGAGCAGGAGAGCAUGGAAUUCCCUUUUGGAGAACAAGGUAUUUCCACUAAGAAAGAGACUUGCCUUCACUUCUAAAAAAGACUAUGGCAAAGAAGAGCGAGAAGCUCAGUGGGCAACUGCACAGAGGACUCUGCACGGCCUUCAGCCUCCUGAAAGCAGCAACCUAUUCUCUGACAAGAGUAGCUACAGGGAACUUUCAGAGAUUGCAGAGCAAGCCAAGCGACGAGCUGAGGUUGCGAGGCUUCGCGAGCUACACACUCAAGGCCAUGUUGAAUCCGUGGUCAAGCUCAAAGGCCUGGACAUCGAUUCCAUUCAGCAGCAUUACACAUUCUGAAGGGCUUUUCAUUCCAAGCAGAGGAGAUCAUAUCGUGAGAAACGGAAAGUGGUCUUAAGGAUUAUGAUGACGAAGCCGCCUAUGAAGCUUUUAUUAGUCUAUAGGACGACAGAAACUGAUGUCGCUAAAGGUCAGGGUCGUAGAUUUUUGCUGUGACCAGUUUAAUGCAUGAGGGCUGCUUUCUCUUUUGACAGAACAAGAUUUAACAUUUCGUUUCAAAGUAGCCAUGUUCAAGUCGGUUGGUGAAUCUUACUUGGAUCUUAAUGAUUAUGUUUAGCUUGAAGCAUGAUCUUGUCAACAAUUCUCGAGUGAUCUGCCUGGCACAAGGA
This is a messenger RNA of Eucalyptus grandis, 899 nucleotides long. RefSeq names its product plasma membrane ATPase 4. The record is from RefSeq and is a predicted model, not a curated record. Gene Ontology annotation, cellular component: plasma membrane. Gene Ontology annotation, molecular function: P-type proton-exporting transporter activity. NCBI's taxonomy places the organism in Eukaryota, Viridiplantae, Streptophyta, Magnoliopsida, Myrtales, Myrtaceae. Gene Ontology annotation, biological process: proton transmembrane transport; regulation of intracellular pH.